Molecule: messenger RNA, 2682 nt
Organism: Macrobrachium nipponense
Lineage: Eukaryota; Metazoa; Arthropoda; Malacostraca; Decapoda; Palaemonidae
Product: myosin-11-like
Exons: 1
Coding region: 1-2682 (893 amino acids)
Biological process (GO): signaling
Cellular component (GO): glutamatergic synapse; postsynaptic specialization
Molecular function (GO): molecular adaptor activity
Source: RefSeq, a predicted model, not a curated record
AUGGCCCAGGUCCCUGCAGAGGGACCUGAAGAUUUGUUGGUUAUAUCGGAGGAAGUCCUUCCUUCUUGGUCGUUCGGCGGUAUCCUUCGGGAUAACUUGUAUGCUGGACUGUUGGGAGGACUUUGCGGAUUGUUAUUCAUAUUAUUCUUGAAACAUCAGGAUGAAAAAUUGGCCUGCGAGACGGCAGUUAACUCGGAACUCAGGAUUCGAUGUGAGCUAGAAGUCUUGCAGGAUAAUGAUCUUCAUUUGGAAAAGGAACUGGACGAGGCCAAGGAACUGGACGAGGCCCAAGAGAAGAACAGCGACCUCCUCGAGGAGAAGGCCCAGAUGGCGAGAAAAGAGGAUGCUCUCCUGCAGAGGAUCCAAGAUCUGGAAAAGGAUUUGUCCAAUGAAAAAAAUUCCCUGGCUGAAGAGAUUCUUGAUCUAACACAGGAGGCUGGAAGGAACAUACAAGAAGCGGAAGAUACCGUUCAAGCUUUGAAGAAGGAAAAUAGAGUUCUAAAGAAGAUUAAUAACAAAACCGAAGACUUAAUUAUUAAACAGGAAGAGGAUAUAUGUUAUUUGAACGGCCUCGUUACUGCAAAGAAUUCAGCUUUGAUGAAUGACAGGCAGUGCAUUGAAGAACUGUACAAGAGAGUGAAAAAUCUUGAAGAGGAACGAAAGUCACUCCAAGAUCGCCUAAAUGAAUGUGAGGCUGACAAAGUAAAAACUGCAGAGGAAAUGGAAAAGAAGACAUCUAAGUUGGAAGGCGCUCUUGAAUUUCCUCUCAACGAAAGCAAGGAUCUUAUGAAAAUGAAGACAGGAGAGGAAGAACAGGAAAAAGAUGGCAAAUAUUUCAUAAGAAUAGUGGAUAAGGAAGUCACUGACUUAGAACAAAUAAUAAACAGCGCAGAAUCUGAUCUGGAAACUUUCAGACCACAGAUGAGCGAGGAGGUACAAGGAAAGGUCCUUGCAGCUACAGGGAAAGCCCGCCUCCUCAUCGCUCAGAAGGUCGAACAGUUUAGAGGCCUGUGUCAACAAAACAUUGAUGGGCCCAAAGGUGAAGAACCCACUAUAUUGGCUGCAGAUCUAGAAGGCUUUUGGGACAUGGUGUCCAUCCAGGUGAAAAAUGUACACGACCUUUUCAAAGAGGUCAGUGUUCUUAAAACUAAUGGUUGGAAAGAGGACCUAAUUACACAGACCAUUAAUAAUGUCACCAAAGGCCACGAGAAGAAGAAACCAAUGAAAGUUAUGAAAAAGGCUAUGAAGAGUUCCUCUCAGGAACAAAAGUCAAGAGACGAGGCCCGAAAGAAACUGCUGGAGGAAAGACGUAAGGCAAUGAAGGAGGCACUGAAAACUAAAAUAGGUCAGCCUGAUGCAAAUAGCAGCAUAGAUGGAGUGGAAAUUCUUGUGGCAGAAGAGAAAAUAACCCAUUUGCAGGAGAAUUUACCAGGAGAAAAAGAGGACGAGCAGGCAAAGCACAAUGAAGGUGGCCCAGGUAAUGAGAAAACAAAGGAUGAGGAAAAACAAAAGGAAGACCACCAUUUCUUACAGUUAGUUGACAAAGAGGUUUCUGAAUCACAAGGCCUCAUAUAUAAUGCUGAAUCUGACCUGGAAAACUUUAAACCAGAGAUGAGCGAGGAGGUUCAAGGAAAGAAGGAACGAAUGGACCAUCUGCAUUUGACUCACGAAUUGAGAGUCAAAUAUGAGAUGGAAUGGCAAAUUAACGAAUCGAAUGAAGAAGUAGGAGAUUUUGAUGAGAAAGAUACAGAUAAGAGGGACGAUAAUGAUCAACUAUCGAUUGAAAAAACUGUCCAAAUAAAUGAGUUGGCAGAAGAUGCAAAAGACUUUCAAGAGGAAAUCAAAGAAAUUGAGACAGAGAAAGACAACAUGAGGGCAGAGAUGAAAAGCCUUUCAGAAGAGAAUGGCAAGUUAAAAUCAGUCUUACAGGAAAACAGAAGGCGGGAAAGCCUACUGGAAGGACAGGUUAAGAGAUUAACCGAGGAGGUUAUGAGACUGAACGAAAUGUCUGAUGAAAAGAAAGAACAGGAGCCUUCUGAUGCCGCUGAACUGCAGCGGAUCAUAAACAAACAAGCUGAUCAAAUCCAAAGUUUGAGGAAGAAGGUCCUGGAGAUGGAAGAGGAGAGACGACAGCGUGAGGCCGAUUUCCAGGAAUGGGAAAAAACUGCCCACACGGUCAGGAAGGAGAACUCGGAGCUAAAGGUCAUCUUGAAGGACCUCAGUCGAAAAAAGGGACUUUUUAUAAAGUUUGAAGAACGUAACAAGGUCCUGGAAGAAGAAGUCAAAAACCUCAAAAGAAAAAUGGACGAGAACAGAAUGGAGAAGGAGAAAGAGAUCAGGUCAUUUUCAGAGGAAAUUCAGAUUCUUAGGAGACAGCUUACCGAAGAAUUGACAGUCUCCAAUAAAAUAAGGAAUGAAAAGGAUGCGAUGGCCCUCCAUAUUAAAAAACUAGAAACCGAGAAUGCAGAUUAUAUGAAAGACGUGGCCUAUUUUAAAGAAUGGUUUGUGAAGGACUACACAAAUCAUUGUGAGGAUGUGGAAGAUUGCCUAGACAAGUUCUUAGAGGCUUCAGACAGGCAUCAGUUGCUCCUGAAGGAGAAAUUACAACUGAUGAGACAUGCAAGAGACUCCGACGAAGUGGAGGUUAACGGAUGGCGAGUCUGCCCAAACUCGUCAGACUGA